AUGUUUCAGUUUCAGUUGUUGUUGUUGUUGUUGUUCUUGUUCUUCUUCUUCUUCUUCUUCUUCUUCUUCUUCUUCUUCUUCUUCUUUGUCCCCUUUUCGUUUUCUCUUUUUUGUUUUGAUUCUUUUUUUCCUUCUUUUUUCCAAAUCUCAAUAUUUCUCUGCUCUUUUCCAAACCUUUUUUUACUAGCCUACACCGCUUCCACGUCUUCCUCUUCCAUCUUCUUCUUCUUCUUCUUCUUCUUCUUCUUCUUCUUCUUCUUCUUCUUCUUCUACGUUCUUUUUACGUUCUCUAACUUUUUCUUUCACUUUAUUCCAAAUAUUCUUCUUUUUCCUCCUCCCCCUUUCACUGUUUCCUUAAAAGAAAUCUAUAAUUUUUCUUUCUUUUUCUGUCUUUAUUUCUCUUCCUAUCUCGGGCUUUUAUUUAUUAUCUUCUUCCUCAAAACGUCUUUCCUAGCUUCUUUUUUCUUUUCCUUAUUUAAAAAAAAUGUUUCCUUCUUCUUCGCCUGA
Molecule: messenger RNA, 507 nt
Organism: Acanthosepion pharaonis
Lineage: Eukaryota; Metazoa; Mollusca; Cephalopoda; Sepiida; Sepiidae
Source: the annotation of a GenBank genome assembly